Penicillium oxalicum is the source of this 906-nucleotide messenger RNA. RefSeq lists its product as uncharacterized. The transcript has 2 exons. NCBI's taxonomy places the organism in Eukaryota, Fungi, Ascomycota, Eurotiomycetes, Eurotiales, Aspergillaceae. The record is from RefSeq and is a predicted model, not a curated record. Bases 1 to 906 code for a protein of 301 amino acids.
AUGGAAUCUACCGACAGACUAUUUCCAUUCAAAGGAAGCGACUCAGAAUACAUUAAAUAUCUGGAAUCCAUGCUCUUGGAGGUCCGACCUUCUGGCCACCCUUCUUCUCGACCAAGCAGCCACCAAAUUGCCCUUACUCCCCGGUCUGGACAGUCGAACUUCGUUAAUUUAUCCCAAAAUUCCUUUCCCCCAAAGUCUACCAAAGGCAAAAUUUCAAAACCAUCUCAGAAGGUACCCCAGUGGGAGUUGGAAUUAAGACGGUUUCUUUCGUCAGUUCCUUCGGCGCGGAACUGGACAAAAGCCAGAGAGACGACGGGCUUCGCCACUGUGGAUAGAAACAGACUUGCUAUUCAGAUUCUGCUCGGAAGACCGGCAAGCUCCGUUCCCAGUUUCAGUUUCCAAGAUUCAGACACGCCGUUACUUCUUCCUACGGAUGAGGAAGACUUGAUCAACCGAGGCUGUGAAUAUGGACGGUUUGUAGUGCGCUCCGUGGAUGAUGGCAAAUUCGCGGUACGGGUGUCAAAAUAUCAGCAACUGAUAUUUGUGUGUUAUUGUACUGUUCUCAUUCACGUGGGGAAUUCGAAAGAAACAGUCAAUUGGAUGAUGCGGCGCUUCAUCAGUGAUACAGAUGAUAAAAACCUCGAAAGGCAUCGUUCGGGUUGUUUGUGGGUGAACCGAUGUAUAGCAGGGUUAUUAGAGCAGAGAUGGGGUUAUAAAAGUUGGGAGUUGUUUAUCUUAUUCGCACAAUCUGUACAUCAGUACGGUCGAUUUGCGGACAACAAGAAGAGUAUGGGAUAUUUCACGCGGUCAAUGGGCGAGGGGGAAACGCCAAUCUUUGAAGAGGGGUGGGUCCCUUACUGCAUUCCUUGCAUCGUCAAGUUCAUAGCGGGCGAUAAGAUUGAGUAA